UCUAGAAUAAAUAUAUUGUCGCAACGAAUGGAAAACUCAUCACAACACGUAUUUCAUAGCACAAGAAUCGAUUUGGAAUAUACAGUAGAUACUUUAUGGAAGAGCAUCAAAUGUAGAGAGUGUGCGGCAUAUAUGAUAUCUAUAUAAUUCGUGUGUAUAUACACAUGGCUUGUAAUUACUGGAUUGUUUAUACAUAACUGUUUGUGAAAUGGGUAGCGGAGAGAGACGAGGUGGUGGUCGACGAGGAGGCAGAAGAAUUGGCCCCAGAUCUCAUGGUAUUCGCUUUGGUGGUCGUUCAAGAUUUCGUGGUGGAUUUGGAAGAUCGUCUGGAGGAAGAAUUAGAAUUCAAGGCAAAGCAGGGAUUGCGGUUUUAUUAAUAUUUUUGGGGAUUUUCAUGUGUUUCCCGGGCAUAGUGUUUACAGCAGCAUUUUGUGAUUUUGAUUUCUCAUAUAGUUUCAAUUCGUUUUGUAUAACUGGACCGGUAUUACUAGGGACAGGAUUGUGCCUUUUAGUGGGUGGUAUAAUCGCAUGCAUUGUAUUCAAAAAUAAAUUUGGAAACGUUUCUGAUAAUGAUGCAACUGUGGAACAUCAACUCCAACAACCACAAACUACUGUUACAAAUGUGUCAGUCGUUGGUGGAUCCACAGACCCAUCCCAACAGCCACCUGUAGCACCAGUUCCACCUGUAGCACCAGUUCCACCGCCACAACCAUUCCCUCCACAGUAUAAUAUGGCACCCCAAGCCUAUGGUUCAUACAUGUCGCCACAGUAUCAACCAACAGACACUCAAGCUCAGUAUCCACCCUAUCAACCAACAGACACUCAAGCUCAGUAUCCUCCCCCUAUCCCUGGAAUGUAUGAUACAGGACUUCAGCCAAUGGGUACAAUGCCUCCUGGAUAUAACAACACGGGAGCAUAUAACACGCAGUAUAACACAGGACAGUACUAUACAAAUGCGGACAAUCCCGGAAAAACACGAGAUGAAGGAUCAGCGCCUGUUGAUACUGGUCCUGAUGUGCCACCUCCGACAUAUAGUGACGUAGUCAAUCAAAAAUAAAUGCCUGGACAAUGGAUGUUGACCUUGAAGUAAGCACGCAUAGUACUAUCAAGAAAUGUGCCCUCCCAUGCCGCGCCAUAGUACGGAUGUUGACCUUGGAGUUAGCAUAGUACUAUCAAGAAGUGUGAUCUCCCAUGCCGCGCCAUAGUACGGAUGUUGACCUUAGAGUUAGCACAGUACUAUCAAGAAAUGUGCCCUCCCAUGCCAUAGUAAUAGAUGUUGACCUUGGAGUUAGCACAGUACUAUCAAGAAAUGUGCCCUCCCAUGCCAUAGUAAUAGAUGUUGACCUUGGAGUUAGCACAGUACUUUCAAGAAAUGUGCCCUCCCAUGCCAUAGUAAUAGAUGUUGACCUUGGAGUUAGCACAGUACUUUCAAGAAAUGUGCCCUCCCAUGCCAUAGUAAUAGAUGUUGACCUUGGAGUUAGCACAGUACUUUCAAGAAAUGUGCCCUCCCAUGCCAUAGUACGGAUGUUGACGUUGGAGUUAGCACAGUAUUAUCAAGAAGUGUGCCCUCCCAUGCCAUAG
This is a messenger RNA of Owenia fusiformis, 1581 nucleotides long. The record is from the annotation of a GenBank genome assembly. Lineage: Eukaryota; Metazoa; Annelida; Polychaeta; Sabellida; Oweniidae.